Poeciliopsis prolifica (blackstripe livebearer) is the source of this 6624-nucleotide messenger RNA. RefSeq names its product chondroitin sulfate N-acetylgalactosaminyltransferase 1a (gene csgalnact1a). Gene Ontology annotation, cellular component: Golgi cisterna membrane. The record is from RefSeq and is a predicted model, not a curated record. Gene Ontology annotation, molecular function: glucuronosyl-N-acetylgalactosaminyl-proteoglycan 4-beta-N-acetylgalactosaminyltransferase activity. Lineage: Eukaryota; Metazoa; Chordata; Actinopteri; Cyprinodontiformes; Poeciliidae. Bases 633 to 2393 code for a protein of 586 amino acids. The transcript has 8 exons.
GGCGCUGUGGUCCAGUUGCAGAGCUGCUGCUGCUGCUGCUGGACGAGUCAGCCGCACCGAGGCGACACCAAACGUGCUGCGCUCAGGGCGAACCUCAACACUGCUGGACCCAAAGGAAACCAAGAUGAAAAACCCACCACUGACCGCAGGAAGGAUUUACGCUCCCAUUAAAACCUUCUCUUCAUGCAUCAGCCAGCUUUUCCUCUGCUCACGCGGCUGACUGCUGUCGUUCCCAGAUACAGCCACACAGACUGGAAGACGACAGCGUGGCCGGAGUGUGAGAGUCGGGAGUAAAUUCAAACAGAUGAGUCACUUAUGAGAGACGAAUGACCUAACGAUGUCUGGAAUGGAGUCAUCCAGCAGACCAUGAAGCAAAGUGGACCAGCAGAAAGGGAGAGCGUUCUUUUCUGUACAAGUAUUGACUCAAUCAUUUGUGUUUCCAAUGACGAAAUAAUUCACAGGAACUGGGAGCUGAGAGGCAGUGACCUAAUUCAGGUCACUAGUCUGAUAAGUCGCCCGCCUCCUUAUUAAGUGAUGGAACGUCAUCAGAAAUGGAUUGUUUUGAUUGAGGCUGGAGUGUGUGAGGUUACAUGAUAUUAUUGAGAGUGUGAGCUUUGAUACAGCAGGCAGUUAUGUUGAGGCGCGGACUGCUAACUUGGGUGUCCCGUGUGGGGGGCCUGCUGGUGCUCCUCUGCUGCUCCCUCUCACUCCUCUAUCUGAUGACCUGCAGCCCUCCACAUUCUAACAACCCUCCGCUGAGUCACGUUUUACCCCAUGCAGGGUCCAACCACCCCAGCCUAGGAGGUACAGGGCCCGUUGGUGGGGCAGGACCCAGUGGGACAAGAGGAGGAGGCGAUGCUUCCCAAAGCCGGGGUCCGCCUGCAGCUCACUCUUACCAGAUGCUCCUCCAGGAGCGUGAGGAGCAGCACCGCCUCUACAUCUCCUCCUUAAAGAAACAGAUUGCUCAGCUGAAAGAGGACUUGCAGGAGCGCAGUCUGCAGCUGAAAAGAGUGCAGGAGAGCCUGAAAACGGCUGCAAACGGACCCGCCGAGGGGCAGAACGGGGCCGCUGAAUUACAAGGGGCUGGCUUCGGAGAGGUUCAGGGGGCAAAGAGCCAGCAGUCUGACCUGCAAGAGUUCCUCCGAACUCAGCUAUCAAAAGCCGAGAUAAGCUCUGGCACCAGGUUGGCCAACGAGUACGCCAUGGUGCCUUUUGAGAGUUUCACCCUGCAGAAGAUGUACCAACUGGAAAUGGGGCUCACGCGCCACCCAGAGGAGAAACCAGUGAGGAAGGACAAGAGAGAUGAGCUGGGAGAGGUCCUGGAGGCGGCUCUGCACAGCCUCAACACACCAUCAUCGCAUCAGGAUAACAAGGUGCCAGCAGAAAAGACACAAACUGGGAAAGUCUACACACCAUCUGACUUCAUAGAAGGUAUCAGUCGUACAGAGAGGGACAAAGGGACUCUAUAUGAGCUGACCUUCAGAGGGGAAGCGAGUCACGAAUUCAGACGUCUGGUCCUCUUCCGACCCUUCGGACCGCUGAUGAAGGUCAAAAACGAAAGGAUGGACACAACCAAUAUCAUGAUUAACAUCAUCGUCCCGCUCUCGAGACGAGCCGAUAAGUUCAAACAGUUCAUGCACAACUUCAGGGAAGUCUGUGUGCGUCAGGACGGCCGAGUACAUCUGACCGUGGUGUAUUUUGGGAAAGAGCAGAUGAGUGAAGUCCGGAGCACUCUGGAGAACAGAUCUAGGGAGACCAGCUUUAAGAACUACACACUGCUUCAGCUGGACGAGGAGUUUUCUCGGGGUCGGGGUCUAGACGUCGGGGCCCGAGCGUGGAAGGGAGGCAAUGUGCUGCUUUUCUUCUGCGAUGUGGACAUCUACUUCACCGCCGACUUCCUCAACACCUGCAGACUCAACACGCAGCCAGGUAAAAAGGUGUUCUACCCCGUGUUAUUCAGCCAGUACAACCCUGCCCUCAUUUAUGGAAGUCCAGAGCACAUCCCACCUGUGGAGCAACAACUGGCAAUCAAGAAAGACACAGGCUUUUGGAGGGAUUUCGGUUUUGGUAUGACUUGCCAAUACAGGUCUGACUUUAUUAACAUAGGAGGUUUUGACAUUGACAUCAAAGGCUGGGGCGGCGAAGACGUCCACCUCUACAGAAAGUACCUCCACAGCAACCUCCUGGUCGUCCGAGCGCCGUCACGCGGCCUCUUCCACCUGUGGCACGAGAAGCAUUGCGCCGACGAGCUGCCGCCAGACCAGUACCGAAUGUGCAUGCAGUCCAAGGCCAUGAACGAGGCCUCGCAUGGCCAGCUGGGAAUGCUCUUCUUCAGGCAGGAGAUCGAAGCUCAUCUCCGCAAGCAGAAACUGCAAAACCCAAAGAAGACGUGACUCUGGACUGAGAAAGGCUAGGCUCUGCGUCCAGAAGGUGAAAUAGUAUCUAAGAUUUGUAUAAUUCUGAAAGAAUUUUGAUAAAGUUACCUGAUUUGCUGUCCUUCUCAAGACCAAAUACAAGACUCACGCUUUUAUAUCUGUACAGAAAAUCCCAGGGAGCAGACAUGUUGUGGACUAAAAACUUAGAGAAAGAGUUUGGUUGAAAUAUUGUAUUUUGUAUUUUCACUCCAUAUGUAAAAUGUGGUUUAGGUACAUCUUUACUUACUCCUAUAAAAAAAUGCUACCAGCUAUUUGUAUUAUUAUUUUUUUUAAUUGUCCUUUGAAUUCAUGUUCAACAAGCAAAGUUGAUUGAGCUCAACCAUAUGAUGUAAAUCACAGCUAAAAAGUAAAAGAAGUGUCAAUCUUAAAUAAAGAAUUCAGAUUUGAUUCUAUAAAAGUCUGGGUACAUUUAAUUAAAAGUGAGAAACAUGCAUUUAUGGGUCCAGUGAGUGGUUUCAAUGCACUCAUCACAGGCUUCUAGCCUGAUAAUACAAUGUGAAACUUCAUAUUUGUUCCAAAUUUGAAUUCAUUGGGUAUGUUAUCUGAUUCACACAGUCAAAAUUAGACAUACAGGCUCAAAAAUAGACAUGCACUUCUAUAAAUAUUAGCAAAAGUGCCCAUUUGCAAGUUUCAAUUCAACCAUACGCUUUUUUAAACAGGCUUUUGGCAACACUGAAAUGGUGGAGAUCAUUUAAAUAGCCUGGUUUUCUGGUUCAGCUUUUAAUCAUAGUUCAAGCCAGUUUUGAUUGUUCAAUACACUUAUUAUGUUUGAAAAUCUAAUAUCACUGUGACCAAACAGAUCAUCUUUGUCUCUUUUUGAAUUUUGUUUAUCCACGUGGGCAGCCUCACAUUUCUAUCAAGCUUGAAAGUCUCUAUUGUAGAGAAGUUUCUUUUUGUUCCAGCAUCUGCCAUUUUAAAACAGGCUUGAACCUUGGUUGAGUCUUGGACGCUAUCAGAUGUUCCAAGAGAACCGUGACCCAAAACGCACAUCCAAGGCAAAAGUUUGGCUGGAUAAAGCUGGCUACCAAUAAGUCUCUAGAAUUGCUGCAACCUCAUUAAGACAUUACCCAGAAAACUAACCAAUUUAAACAAUCAUUUCUGAUAAAGAGAGGGUACAAAUACGUUCUCGUUUGUUACAAAAGCAUAUGGUUUUGCUACAGCUUACAAAAGCUCAUUAUCCAGAUACCAGUGGAAGUGGAGUAUGCCGGUAUUUGAGUCUAUAUGCAAAUGUUUGACAAUUCAAAAUGCAUUUAAAUAUUCAGUUCCAAUUCUGGUUUUUGGUCAGCAUUGAAAUUGUACACUUCAUAGUUUCUCCAUUCUGUAAAAAGAGCUGUUCAAAUUCUUUGAUGAAAAACUCAAAAUGAAUGUGACAUUAAUGUCCAUAAUUAUACGUGAACUUCUGUACAGAAUCAUAUAAAUGUCUGUGUAUAUGAGAGCUAUUUUAUGUUGUUUUUUUAUGCACCUGUGAGCCGUAUUACAUCUCAACUAUGUGCCUUAUGUAAAUAACGUCAGAUCCGUCUGUUUUUCAUAAUCAGUGAAAGUUUAACUUGCACUGAAGUUUUUUAUAUGUGUAAACAGAGCCACCCACUGGUUUGAAAAUGAAUAACACGCUGUUGAGCUAUCAGUGAAGGACUCUUUUAAAGUCUGUCUUGUAAAGUUUUACAUAAAUUAUUCUUUCAGUUGCCUUUGCUUAUGUAUUUAUAAUUAUGUUCUGUAAAUGUCUAGCCUUAGAAUUUGUAUUUUAUUUUUGCCUGCUUAGAAAGUAUUACAUUCAGCUCAAUCUAGCCUAAUUGGGGCCCCUGUUUUAAGAUGUGGAAAUAAGGCUAUAAAUUGUUUUAUUGCGGUAAAAUUAUAUACUGAACGUUUGGGGGAUAUUCGAGCUUUAAUUUGAGUAUAUGCAUUUCUAUCAACUUUUUUUUUGCAACAAAAUUGUUAUUGCUUCCCCUAUUGGCGCCCCUACUACUUCGUAUUCGCACAACCUCCUUUGUCACAAUAGAAAAGCAUUUCUCAUAUAACCAAACUCUUUGACCAUUCUUCUUUACAUAAGAGUCCUGGGUCCUGAUGUCGUCUUCUCGGUGAAAUGAGGAGAGAUAAGAUUAAGGUCUGUGGACUGAGAUAGUCAUAGAAAGUGAUUAAUGGCUGGAGCUUUUCCGUUGGUUGGUCUGUGUGAUUUAGAUCACUAUCCUGGUCUACAAUCUACUGUCAACCCAAUUAAUUUGUGUGGCAGAGGCCAACAUCAACGCUUCGUCCCCUCCACCUCAGAGAAAACGUUCAACACACAUGUGCCUGACUCAAAUUCAAUGUUCUCCUCUUGUUCCUAUUUUGACAAAGGGAUAGGAAAAAUUAACGUGUCUGACGUCAUCUAUCCCAAGAAAACUGGAAAUCAAAAUUACUUUAAAAGUAAAAUAAAUGCUACAUUUAUUCUAUGAACACUUUUUAGGCGUGACAAUAGCAGCUCUAGUGCUAUUGUGAUGGUGCUGCGACUUAUAAUGCUAUAAGUUAGAUUUUUAUUGUUGUUGUCAUUAUUAUUGUUUUGAAUUUCAUCAGGUGUUUUUACCAUCAGUACCAAUAGGCAUGGAUUUGAGUGUUGACAUUUUAAGAUCAGUGCUGUGUAAAUUAGUUUGUAAACCUUUUAAAGGGAAGUGUUAACAUUUAGUGAAUUUAUGUUGACGACGACUUAACAAGUCAGAGCAAUUUAUUUUUAAUAUCAAUUAGGAGGAGUUUUUUGUGCAAUAGGGAAGUAAAUUAUGAUUAAUAUUAGUAGUAAGCAACCAUUUAUUUAUUUUGAUGUAUUUUCCUGAAAAUCUUUUUUUAGAAUACUUGUGCAGCACUGGAUAAGGAUCCAGAAACAAAAUGACUGGCAAUCAUUUACUUUUUUCAACAAUCAUUAGAUUAUUUUGUCAGAUUGGUUUUGUAACUUUGUGUAAAUGAGUUGAAUAAACAUAUUUAUGCAUUGUGAAGGCUUUUUUCAUAUGCAAUACAUUGUUGAUCUGUAUUUUUCCAAGGGCAAAAAUGUUGGUCCUCUGCAAGAACAUAAAAUAAAACCUGACUGAUUCUGAUUCUUUUUGCAAAAACAUUUUACCAUGUAUGUUUUUAGUGCAGGGCGUCUGCCUUACCAAACUUAUUUGUUACUGAUUUGUUAGAAUAAUUAAGCACCUUGGGUGCUUUUCGCCGAAACAAAAAAAACCUAGAAGGUCAGUCGCUUUUGUGAAUGUCAGUCUGUCAGAAAUAAAAAAAAAUCAUUUUAAAGGAGUUAAAAACCAUACAAAAGUUCUUUAUUUUGAAAUCUGCCAAUUUGUCUCAUUGUUUCAUAAAGGAAUGUCCUGCUUCUUCCACGCACCACUUUUUACAUAUAAGAAACUUGUCAUUUGUAUUUUACUUUUAAGAAGAUGUUCAAUUUAAUUUUGGUCUCUCAAUUUAAUGCUGAACCUUUACUUCCUAACCUGUAGAUGGAGCCAACGAGCUAAUGUUUGUGUUUGGUAGACAACUCCUCUUCCUGUUUAACAUGCAUUACUGUAAUUUUUUUACAUUUAUUGGAAUUAAUCAGUCAAACUUUCCUUAAACUACUGCUCUAAACAUUUCUUUGUAACCCUAAAUUUUAGGGUCACUGUCUUGCGCAAAGGUGAACUCCCUUUGUACUUCACUCCACCCAGUUUCCUAUUUUGUUUCUGCAGAUUUUUAUCAAGGUCAAGACAAAUAUCUUUUAAACAUAUUUUAACACAUUACUUUGUGAACAUGUUUCUACAUUAUACAACAGAACAAAUAGACAUUUCAUUUUUGAAUGCUUUUAUUUGUUCAUGCAAAAUAAAUUUGAAGAGUUGACUUUUAGCGUAGAAUUUCUGUAAGUCACCCUGACAUGCUGAAUAUCAUCUUACUGGCCAAAUCCUGAGCUAUUGUUUUAUUCAUGCUUGGCUCACCAGGUGAUAUCCACUUCAUUAUCACAUUUGCCUUGUACCACGUGUGCUAUCAUGCUGGAAAGUUUGCUGAUAAUUAUUGGAUUGUGUGUACGGUAGUUUUUUUUGAGGGGGGGAUUUGCAACAACCUGCACCUGGGGAGUAUUUUGGUCUUUUUAUUCUUAACAAGAUUUUUUUUUUUUGUUCGCAUAUGUAAAAAAGAACUCAAGCUUUGUAUUCAUAAUGUUUUAAUCAUAACUGUCCUCUCUGUGAAUAAACAUCCAAUCUUAACAUCC